AUGAGUUGCUGGGCGCCGUUGGCGCGGCUGGGGGCGUGCGCGCCGAGCAACGGCAUCGUGGCGUGUCUGAACGCGUGCGACGGCCCCACCAUCGACUGCUACGACACCUGCUACACCGACUCCGGCUGGCUCCCACCGCUCUCCACCGCUGAGCUCAUCGCGUUCCCCAUCUCCGCUUGCUGCCUGCUGGCCAUGUCGCUUGUUAUCUCCUGCAUGAUGUCGUCUACUCUCGGACUCGAUAUGGCCACGUUGCAGGCGGCAAUGGAUGGAGUGGACGAGCGGCUGAGGUGGCAGGCUGCCAAGGUGGCAGCGCUGCGCACACGUGGCAGUCUGCUGCUCACCACGCUAUUGGUCGCCAGCACCAGCGUCAACGUCAGCUUCACGCUCUUCGUCUCAGGCGUGUUGGGCAUGGUGAUGGGGUUUGUCCUCUGCGUGCUGCUCAUCCUGCUCUUCGCUGAAACCACUCCUCGCAUUCAUCCCACCCGUUACGCCACUCCCCACUGCUCUCCACCCGCUGCUCCUCCCAGGCGUGUUGGACAUGGUGAUGGGGCGUGUUGGGCAUGGUCAUGGGCUUCAUCCUCUGUGUGCUCCUCAUCCUGCUCCUCACCGUGUUCCACCACUCUCCACCGCUUUCCACCCCGCUCUCCCAGGCGUGUUGGGCAUGCUGAUGGGAUUCAUCCUCUGUGUGCUCCUCAUUCUGCUCUUCGUCGAAAUCGCUCCCCCGGCCAUCUGUGCGCGCCACUCCCUCCGCAUCGCCUCCGCCACCGCAUGGCUCGCCCGCCUGCUGCUGCUGCUGCUCUCGCCCGUGGCUUACCCCGUCAGCCUGCUGCUGGACCGGUACCUCAACAACCAGGAGGACGAAGAGGAGAGCAGCUUGCGACGUGGGCUCCUGUGCGGGUGAGUGUGCUUUUGUGUGUGGGAAGAGUGGGAGAUGGAGAGGGAGAGGGAAAAGGAGAGGGAAAAGGAGAGUCAGCCACACUCCCUCCGUAUCGCCUCCGCCACCGCAUGGCUCGCCCGCCUGCUGCUGCUGCUGCUGUCGCCGGUGGCAUAUCCCGUCAGCCUGCUGCUGGACCGAUACCUCAACAACCAGGAAGACGAGGAGGAGAGCAGCUUGCGACGCGGGCUGCUGUGUGGGUGAGUGUCCUUGUGUGUGUGGGAGAGUGGGAGGGAGAGGGAAGGGGGGAGGGAGAGGGGAUGGGAGCCACUCGCUCCCCCCGCCAUCUGUGCGCGCCACUCCCUGCGCAUCGCCUCUGCCACAGCGUGGCUCGCCCGUCUGCUGCUGCUGCUACUGCUGCUGCUGCUGCUGCUGUCGCCGGUGGCAUAUCCCGUCAGCCUGCUGCUGGACCGAUACCUCAACAACCAGGAAGACGAGGAGGAGAGCAGCUUGCGACGCGGGCUGCUGUGCGGGUGAGUGUGUGUGCGCGCGUGAGGGGAUGGGGUGACAGAGGCUCCAGCUGUGCGGAUCCCUACUGCAUGAAGCACGGCGGCUCAGCGGGCUCCUCCCCUCGCAUCUACAUCACCAACCCCCUCGCCAACCCGCCCUCCCUCGAAUUCCCCGACACCACCGCCUCUGCCCUCGACACUGGGAGUGCUGCUCCUGCUGCUCCUCCCGCUGCUUCUGCCGGUGCUGCUGCUGCUGCUGGUGGCGCUGCUGCUGGUGCCGCAGCCAUAGCCGUCGGCACAGCAGCAGCAGCAGCAGCAGCAGCAGCGGGUGGUGCUGCCGUUGCUGGCGCAGCAGCAGGAGCAGGAGCAGGAGCCCAGCCUACCUCUGCCUCCUUCUCAUCCCGAGAAGCAGGGGGGGCUGCGGGGGAAACAGGCGAGCAGACGGAGGAGAGGGAUGAAGAGGAAGAAGAGGAGGAGAGUGCGGCGCUGUAUUCAGAGGACAUGGACUCCAACACCAGAAUGCACAUGGCUGGAUUCGGCGCCAUGCCCCCUAGGUCUGGCCAGUCUGGCCAGUACGACUCGAGUCGCUCCAAGCCCGUCAGCGGCGGCAGCGACUCUCCCCUGCGGCGCCGAAUCGAGCAGGCAGCUGACCGGGCCGCUGCUGCUGCUGGUGCUGGUCCCUCCACGCCUGCUGGUGCCAGCACUGGUGGGGGGGAGAGCGGGAGGAAAACGGAGAGUGGGGCGAUAGGAGAGAGUGGAGCGAUCGGAGAGAGCGGGGAUGAGGUGGCGAUGGCGCUGCCUGUGGGGGAGAGUCAGGAGUAUACGAGUGUGGAGGUUGGGGAGGAGGGGGAGGGGUACAGCACUCGGGAGGAGGAGAGUAGUGAGAAGGUGGGGAGGGGAGGGAGAGGAGGGAGUGGGAGAGGAGGGAGAGGAGGGAGUGGGAGAGGAGGGAGAGGAGGGAGUGGGAGAGGAGGGAGUGGGAGAGGAGGGGAGGAGACGGCAGAGGAGUCGGACGAAGUGCCGAUGGCACUGCCAACGUCUUCUGAUGAUGUUGAUACGGAGUCAGACGACCAGAGGAGGAACCUCGGACGGACUCCGCCGCAGCCCCCCCCUCCACCACCCACUCCCGCCACCCCUGCCGCUGAUUCCCCUGCUGGUGCCGCUGCUGCUGGUGUGGUAGCGGGGGCAGCAGUGGGGGCAGCGGCUGGAGCAGCAGCAGCCGCAGCAGCGGGAGGAGGGAUGGGGUUGAGAAGCAGACCAGUGAUGCACGAGACGAUAGUUGAGAUUGGGUCUGAAGGGGAAGGAGAGGAGGAGGAGAGUGAGGAUGAGAGGAGUGAGGAGGAGGAUGUUGUAGAGGCAGAGGCUUAUAGCGGGGAUAGUGGUGCUGUGCAAUCAGGGGCAGCAGGAGGGGUAGCAGCAGGAGCGGCAGGAGCAGCAGGAGCAGCGGCAGCAGGAGGAGCAGCAGUUGGAGGAGCAGCAGGAGCAGCAGUAGGUGGUGCUGGUACCAGUGGUGCUGCUGCUUCCACUUCAGCAGCGUUGACCCCACCACCUGCCAUAGCAGCAGGAGCAGCGGAAGGAGCAGGCACAGCAGGAGCAGCAGAAGCAGGAGGAGGAGCGGCAGGGGCGGGAGGGAUGAGUGUGGCUGAGGGAUUUGCAGCAGCAGCCGCAGCUGUGGGUGCAUUUGCGCUCAUGCCAUUCCGAUGGGGGCAGAAGCAGCCGACGCAGCAGGAGGAGGAGAAGCAGCAGCAGGGUGAGAAGAAGGAACCAUCACCACCAGCAUCCCCAUCAGGGCGGAUACAAGUGGUUGUGCACGGUACAGGGGGGCCAGGAGGGGUAGGAGGACCCAGCAGCAGCAGCGGUGGCAGCUGGAGAGACAACAGCAAGGAUGUUGAUAGCAAGGGAGACUCUUUGCCAGGAGGACCCAUGGGUCCAUCCCCUCUCCCUCCCCCACCUGCUGACCCCCGCCUCUCCGCCUUUCCCCCUACCGCCCCUCCCCCUCCCGCUGGCCCUUCCGCCUCCCCCUCCUUCCCCCUCCGACCCACACCCGCGCCCGCUCCCCCCGCUGCCUUCCCUGCGUCCUCCGAAGCGCCCUCCUUUCCCCUGCGGCCGAUUCCUGCUGGUGCGGCUGCUGGUGCCGCUGCUGGUGCUGCUUUAGCCAGUGGCAGCGGCCGUGGGGGUGGGGGAGAAGCGGCGGAAGAGGGGAGGAGCAUGGGGUUUGAGAGGGACGAGUCUUGGGCCACGGCACCUGAAGGGGGGAGGAGUGUGAGGUUUGGGAGAGAUGAGUCAUAUGCAACAGCAUAUGAUAGUGAAGGGGGUGGUGGCGGUGAGGAGGAGGGUGAUGGAGCCGGUGCUUCUGCUAGCGCUGCUGCUGCUGCAGCAGGGGCAGCAGGGGUGGCAGGAGCGGCAGGAGCAGCAGGAGGGGUAGGGGAGAGGGAGGGGAGUGAGAGAGAGUGGUCGUUUGCAUCGAGUGAGGAGGAGGAGGAGGAGGAGGAGGAGGAGGAGGAGGAGGAGGAGGAGGAGGAGGAGGAGGAGGAGGAGGAGGAGGAGGAGGAGGAGGAGGAGGAGGAGGAGGAGGAGGAAGAGGAGGUGCCUGUAGGUGAAGUGUUGACGUCAGGAGAGCAAACGAGUGGUCAGAUGCAGCAACAGCAGCAGUGGCAGCAGCAGCAGCAGCAGCAGCAGAUGGGUGUUGCUGCGGCGGGUGCGGGUAGGAGGAGGAAGGAGGUUAUUGAGGAGGAGGGUGAAGAGGAGGAGGAGGAGGAGGAAGAAGAAGAGGAUGAGGAUGAGGAUGAGGAUGAGGAUGAGGAUGAGGAUGAGGAUGAGGAGGAGGAUGAGGAUGAGGAGGAGGAGGACGAAGAAGAUGAGGAGGAUGAGGAAGACGAAGAGGAGGAUGAGGAAGAAGAUGAGGAGGAUGAUGAGGAGGAGGACGAGGAGGAGGAUGAGGAGGAGGAAGAGGAAGAGGAAGAUGAUGAGGAAGAGGAGUAUACAGAGACAGAGGAGGGUACAGAAGAAGUUACGGAGGAGGUAACUGGGACAGAGGAGGUUACAGGGACAGAAGAAGUGACAGGGACAGAAGAAGUGACAGGGACGGAGGAGGUAACAGGGACAGAGGAAGUUACAGGGACUGAGGAGGUUACAGGGACUGAAGAAACGGCAAACAUUUAUGAGGAGGAAGAGGAGGAGGAGGAGGAAGAGGAGGAGGACGAGGAGGAGGACGAGGAGGAGGAAGAGGAGGAGGAGGAAGAGGAAGAGGAAGAGGAGGAGGACGAGGGGACAGAAGUCACAGAAGUGACAGAGGAUUAUGAGGAGGAGGGAGAAGGGGAGGAGGAGGAGGACGACGAAGGAGAGGAGGGGACAGAAGUCACUGAAGUGACAGAGGAUUAUGAGGAGGAAGGAGAAGGGGAGGUUGAAGAGGAGGAGGAUGAGGAAGGGGAGGAGGAGGGACUGAGGCAACGGAAAUGA
This is a messenger RNA of Closterium sp. Naga37s-1, 4842 nucleotides long. Lineage: Eukaryota; Viridiplantae; Streptophyta; Zygnematophyceae; Desmidiales; Closteriaceae. The record is from the annotation of a GenBank genome assembly.